AUGGCUCGAGGUAGGAUAAGAUCGAAGCUAAAGCUAAGCCUUCUCUACACAUUUGGAUGUCUAAGGCCAACCACAAUCGAAGGUCAAGACUCUCAACCAAUCCAAGGUCCAGGAUUUAGCCGGACGGUGUUCUGCAACCAGCCUCACAUGCACAAGAAGAAGCCUUUACGAUACCGUUCUAAUUAUGUCUCUACAACGAGAUACAAUCUGAUAACUUUCUUCCCUAAAUCCUUAUACGAACAGUUCCACAGAGCUGCGAAUCUCUACUUCUUGGUAGCUGCGAUCCUCUCUGUUUUCCCUCUCUCGCCGUUCAACAAAUGGAGCAUGAUCGCUCCUCUGGUGUUCGUCGUUGGCCUGAGUAUGAUGAAAGAGGCGUUAGAGGAUUGGCGUAGGUUUAUGCAGGACGUGAAGAUCAACGCUCGGAAGACGUGUGUGCUCAAAAGCGACGGCGUGUUUCGUCAGAGGAAGUGGAAGAAGAUUAGCGUUGGGGAUAUAGUGAAAGUGGAGAAAGAUGAGUUUUUUCCGGCGGAUUUGCUUCUGUUGUCGUCUAGUUACGAGGAUGGGAUCUGCUACGUUGAGACUAUGAAUCUUGACGGCGAGACAAACUUGAAAGUGAAGAGAUCUCUGGAGGUUUCUUUGCCGUUGGAUGAAGAUGAGUCUUUCAAGAACUUCAUGGCGACGAUAAGAUGCGAAGAUCCAAACCCAAAUCUCUACACUUUCGUUGGGAAUUUAGAGUAUGAGAGGCAGAAGUUCCCUCUUGAUCCAAGUCAGAUCCUUUUGAGAGACUCAAAGCUCAGGAACACAACGUACGUCUAUGGAGUUGUUGUCUUCACAGGCCAUGAUACUAAAGUGAUGCAAAACUCAACGAAGUCUCCUUCCAAGAGAAGUAGAAUCGAGAGGACGAUGGAUUACAUCAUCUACACUCUUCUUGUUCUGCUGAUCUUGAUUUCUUGCAUCAGCUCUUCAGGGUUUGCUUGGGAGACAGAGUUCCACAUGCCUAAGAUGUGGUACUUGAGACCUGAGGCGCCUGAAGAUAUGAUGAAUCCGGCCAAUCCAAUUUAUGCAGGAGUUGUGCAUUUGAUCACUGCUCUGCUGCUUUACGGUUACUUGAUUCCAAUCUCUCUUUAUGUCUCCAUUGAGGUUGUUAAAGUCUGGCAAGCAAGUUUCAUCAACCAGGACUUGCACAUGUAUGAUGAUGAGAGUGGAGUCCCUGCAAAUGCGCGGACUUCGAAUCUUAACGAAGAGCUUGGUCAGGUCCAUACAAUCCUCUCUGAUAAGACAGGAACUUUGACAUGUAACCAGAUGGAUUUCUUGAAAUGCUCUAUCGCUGGUACUUCUUAUGGUGUGCGGUCUAGUGAAGUGGAGCUCGCUGCUGCUAAGCAGAUGGCUGUGGAUCUUGAAGAGCAUGGAGAGAUCUCAAGCACUCCUCAGUCUCAGACUAAAGUGUAUGGGACGUGGGACAGUAGCCGGACGCACGAAAUUGAGGUUGAAAGUGGAGGAGAUAAUGGUUGUUAUAAUUACAAUCCUAGAGUUCCUAUAAAGGGAUUUGGUUUUGAGGAUAACAGACUCAUGAAUGGGAACUGGUUGAGAGAGUCACAACCGAAUGAUAUAUUGCAGUUCUUCAGGAUAUUAGCUAUUUGUCACACGGCGAUUCCUGAGCUGAAUGAAGAGACUGGGAAGUAUACUUAUGAAGCAGAGUCACCUGAUGAGGCUUCUUUUCUUGCUGCUGCUAGAGAGUUUGGCUUUGAGUUCUUUAAGAGAACACAGUCUAGUGUUUUUAUACGUGAGAGGUUCUCUGGUUCAGGGGAAAUAGUCGAAAGGGAGUAUAAAGUUUUGAAUUUGUUGGAGUUCACGAGCAAGAGAAAGCGAAUGUCAGUGAUUGUAAGGGAUGAGGAAGGGCAGAUUCUUCUGCUAUGCAAAGGAGCUGACAGCAUCAUUUUUGAGCGGUUGGCAAAGAAUGGGAAGACAUAUUUGGGACCUACCACAAGACAUUUGACUGAAUAUGGAGAAGCCGGGCUUCGUACACUCGCACUUGGUUACAGAAAGGUUGAUGAGGAAGAAUAUACAGCUUGGAACACUGAGUUUCUUAAGGCCAAAACUUCAAUAGGGUCUGAUAGAGAUGAGCUGCUUGAGACCGGAGCGGAUAUGAUUGAAAAAGAUCUGAUCCUUAUAGGUGCUACCGCUGUGGAGGACAAACUUCAGAAAGGGGUGCCUCAAUGCAUAGAUAAACUUGCUCAAGCUGGCCUCAAGUUAUGGGUUUUAACUGGGGACAAAAUGGAAACAGCUAUCAACAUUGGAUUCGCUUGUAGUUUACUUCGGCAAGGCAUGAGACAGAUUUGCAUAACAUCAAUCAAUCCAGAUGGAGGAUCCCAAGAUUCAAAAAGGGCUGUGAAAGAGAAUAUUUUGAAUCAACUCACUAAAGCUGUACAAAUGGUGAAGCUAGAGAAGGAUCCGCAUGCCGCGUUUGCUUUGAUCAUCGACGGGAAAACUCUGACUUACACACUGGAAGAUGAUAUGAAGUAUCAGUUCUUGGCUUUGGCUGUUGAUUGCGCGUCAGUCAUUUGCUGUCGUGUGUCUCCCAAGCAGAAGGCUUUGGUAACAAGGUUGGUUAAAGAAGGAACCGGAAAAACAACAUUGGCUAUUGGUGAUGGUGCAAAUGAUGUUGGCAUGAUUCAGGAAGCUGACAUUGGUGUAGGAAUUAGUGGAGUUGAAGGCAUGCAGGCUGUUAUGGCGAGUGACUUUUCGAUUGCUCAGUUCCGGUUUUUGGAACGAUUACUUGUCGUCCAUGGACACUGGUGCUACAAACGGAUAGCUCAAAUGAUCUGCUACUUCUUCUACAAGAACAUAGCAUUUGGUCUCACUCUCUUCUACUUUGAGGCAUUCACUGGGUUCUCUGGCCAAUCAGUGUACAACGACUACUACUUAUUGCUCUUCAACGUCGUCCUUACCUCAUUGCCAGUGAUUGCUCUUGGAGUCUUUGAGCAAGAUGUUUCCUCCGAGAUCUGCUUACAAUUCCCAGCUUUAUACCAGCAAGGGACAAAGAACCUCUUCUUUGACUGGUCAAGAAUACUCGGAUGGAUGUGCAAUGGCGUCUACUCAUCGCUUGUCAUAUUCUUCCUCAACAUAGGAAUCAUUUACUCUCAAGCUUUUAGAGCCGGUGGACAAACAGCUGACAUGGAUGCUGUCGGCACAACCAUGUUCACUUGCAUCAUCUGGGCGGUCAAUGUCCAGAUCGCGUUAACCAUGUCGCAUUUCACUUGGAUCCAACACGUUCUGAUAUGGGGAAGCAUCGGUUUGUGGUAUCUCUUCGUCGCUCUCUACGGGAUGAUGCCUGCGAGCCUCUCUGGAAACAUUUACAGGAUUCUUGAUGAGAUUCUUGCUCCUGCACCGAUCUACUGGAUGGCUACAUUGCUGGUCACGGUAGCUACUGUUCUUCCUUACGUUGCUCACAUCUCUUUCCAGAGGUUCUUGAAUCCGUUGGAUCACCAUAUCAUCCAAGAGAUCAAGUACUACAAGAGAGACGUCGAGGACGCGAGGUUGUGGACCAGAGAGCGUACAAAGGCGAGAGAGAAGACGAAGGUAGGGUUCACAGCUAGAGUUGAUGCGAAAAUUAGGCAUCUUCGGUCGAAACUGAACAAGAAACAGUCGAAUCUUUCACAUUUUUCAGCUCAAGAUGCCGUGUCCCCUAGAUCGUUGUAG
Microthlaspi erraticum is the source of this 3699-nucleotide messenger RNA. The record is from the annotation of a GenBank genome assembly. NCBI's taxonomy places the organism in Eukaryota, Viridiplantae, Streptophyta, Magnoliopsida, Brassicales, Brassicaceae.